Molecule: messenger RNA, 1074 nt
Organism: Colletotrichum truncatum
Lineage: Eukaryota; Fungi; Ascomycota; Sordariomycetes; Glomerellales; Glomerellaceae
Source: RefSeq, a predicted model, not a curated record
AUGGUUCAACCAACCCGCCCACCCGCCAACGCCUUUGUUGCUAUAGCACGGAAACUCUACAACCCGCUCGGAUUCGCCAAAGGCUACAACUUUGUGCUGCACUUUAUCUUCUUUGGCGCUCUCAUGGGGUUUACGCUUGCCCGCUUUCAAUAUCUCAGCUUCAGUACUUUUUGCGGUGAGGAUGGUGCAGCCCCAGGCGAAUGCUUCUACUACAGAAAACAUAUCGAAAAGAUUGGUAUAAAGCUUCACCUUGCUGGGAUCCUACCCGCCAGCUUUCUGGCUUGCUUCCAGUUUGUGCCGGUGAUUCGCCACAAAGCACUACUGUUUCACCGCGUCAGCGGCUAUGCCGUUAUCAUACUAUCCUUUGUCGGUACGGCGGGUAUAUUCAUGUUCCUGAGGAAUGCGUUUGGGGGUGGGAUAGAAACCCAAGCCGGCGUUGGUUUGAUGUCCAUCAUGUUCAUCGCCUCCAUCACCAUGGCGUACAUCAACAUCAAGAGGCUUCAGAUUGAGCAGCAUCGGGCUUGGAUGCUUCGAGCAUGGUUCUAUGCUGGCUCUAUUGUUACCCUCCGACUGAUUCAAAUCAUUGCCGCCAUGUGCAUCAGCGCCAUAGGCACGUACUAUGCAGCACGCCCCUGCGACCAAAUUGCAUUCAUGGUGGAAGACACAAACCGGACACUGGAGUUGUAUCCUGCCUGCGCCUCCUACUUCUCUGGUGAGAACCCAGCUCAACAAGCUGUGGUCCAUGCCGAUAUCCUCGACUCAACAUCCGCCGCCGAAGCAGGAGUUGCUAUCGCGCUACCCUUUGGCAUGGCCCUGUGGCUGGCGUUGGCUCUGCAUGCAAUUGGGGUUGAGCUUUAUUUGAGACUUACACCUGCUGAGACCGAGAGACUCCGCAACGUAUCUUACAAGAGGCAACUAGAGGCUGGUCUGACCCCCACUGGCAGGGCUGGCAUAACAGCCGACAGAAUCGGGGACUCGGAUAAAUGGCGACCCAAGCUAGAGCCAUCGGCAGUGCUUCAUGAGACAUCUGAAGACUACCCUAACUCGAAGAACAUACAACUUGCUACGCUUUAG